Messenger RNA from Amphimedon queenslandica, 860 nucleotides. Its product is annotated as ankyrin repeat domain-containing protein 29-like. Lineage: Eukaryota; Metazoa; Porifera; Demospongiae; Haplosclerida; Niphatidae. The transcript has a single exon. Gene Ontology annotation, molecular function: protein binding. The record is from RefSeq and is a predicted model, not a curated record. Bases 25 to 759 code for a protein of 244 amino acids.
CUACAAGCUAAUGCUAAUCCUCACAUGAUGAAAUCAAAUGGAUCAAAUGCUAUAAUGAUUGCUAGUUACUAUGGUAACUAUGAGGUUGCUGAACUAUUGAUUAACAAAGGAGUUGAUUAUAGAUAUCAACGAAAAGAUGGUUGGAAUACUUUCAUGAUGACUUGUCAAAAUGGUCACACUCAAAUAGUUAAACUGUUGCUGAAAGAACAAGUUGAUCCCAAUGUUCAAAGAGGCAGUGGAGGAAAUGCUUUUAUGUCAGCUUGUGAAAAUGGUCACACUCAAAUUGUUGAACUGUUGCUGAAAGAACAAGUUGAUCCUAAUGUUCAAAAGAAAGAUGGUUGGAAUGCUUUUAUGUUGGCUUGUGAAAAUGGCCACACUGAAGUAGUUAAACUUUUGUUGAAAGCACAAGUUGAUCCUAAUGUUCAAAACAGAAAAGGUCAUACUGCUUUAAUGAUUGCCAGCUAUAAAGGACAUUAUGAAUUAGUGAAGUUAUUAUUGGAAUGUGAAGCUGAUCCAACUAUUAAAUCCAAAAAAGGCUACACUGCAUUGAAGUUUGCAAAAACUAUGGAAAUAUCAAUAUUACUUAAUAGUUACUUAAGAGAACAUAAUUUAGAAGAACAAGAUGAUGCUGGUAGUGUAUAUUCACAUACCACUGGAUAUCACACUGUGGCAUCAGAUAUUAGUAGUUUAAGAAGUUUUUCUUCUAAUUCAAGUUUAGGUUCAUUGAGUGAUAUUAGUAGUGAUGAAUGCAAUGCUUAAUCUUAUUACAGUAAAUAUUUUAGCUAUUUUUGUCAUAAUAUUUUUAGAGAGGAAUUUAAUGAAGCAAACAACAACAUAAUUAUGGAAUUAAUAAUUCAUAG